AUGAGUAUUUUUCUUGCCUUUCUUUUCAUUUCCACAACCCUCAACAUUAGCUUCUGCGGAGGAAGCUCUUACCGGGGUUGCAUUGAAAGUGAGAGACAAGCUCUUUUAAGGUUCAAGAAAGAUCUGAUAGAUCAUUCCAACCGGCUUGCCUCUUGGACUUCUGGUCAUGGAGAUUGCUGUACAUGGUCUGGCAUUUUCUGUGACAACCAGACAGGCCAUGUCCUUGAGCUCAACCUUAGUACUCCUGAGUUCAAUUUUAAUUCUUUUGAUGAAGCUGAAUCAUACUAUAGGUCAAGGCUGGGUGGUAAGGUAAAUCCCUCUUUGCUUGAUUUAAAGCAUUUGCGCUCGUUGGACUUGAGCAAUAACAAUCUUUCUGGAAUUCAGAUUCCUAAAUUUCUUUGUUAUAUGCACAAUUUAAGAUACCUUGAUCUUUCUGAAAAUUCUUUCCAAGGUAUAAUUCCUCACCAGCUUGGGAACCUCUCUAAUCUGCAACAUCUUGCCCUCGAUGGCUGUAUAGGUAUAAUUCCUCACCAGCUUGGGAACCUCUCUAAUCUGCAGCAUCUUGCCCUUCGUGGCAGUUUAGAUGUUGACAAUUUAGGGUGGUUAUCUAGUCUUUCUUUGUUGAAACACCUUGACUUGAGUUAUGUGGAUCUCAGUAAAUCCUCUGAUUGGCUGCACGUGAUCAAUACACUCCCUUCUCUGGUAGUGUUAAACUUGCGGCGUUGUGGAAUCCAUCAUUUUCCUCAACUACCCAUUGUAAAUUUUUCGUUUCUUGAGACCCUUGAUCUGAGUGAUAAUAAUUUUGAAGGUCCAAUUCCUUAUGGCCUUCAAAAAUUGACUUCCCUUAGAUAUCUUGAUUUAUCUGAAAAUUAUUUCAAUUCUUCAAUACCCAAUUGGAUUUACAGACUUAGCCGUCUACAGGGACUUCCUCUUGAUAAUAAUUGGUUGAAAGGCACGUUAGGGAUUCUAGGAAAUCUGACAUCUAUAGAAGAGCUUGAUCUCUCAUUCAAUGGAUUUGAAGGUGGAAUCCCAAAAUCAAUGGGACGACUUUGCAACUUAAGGUCAAUCACUAUCUCAUACGUCAAUUUAAGCCAACCAAUAUCUGAUGUCUUUGAUAUUUUUUCUAGAUGUGUUUCAGACGUACUAGAGAUUUUGGAUUUAAGUGAAAGUCAAGUUUUUGGUCAAUUUACUGAUAGACUUGGACAAUUUAAAAAGUUAAAGAGUCUUAAUCUGUUUAAGAAUUCUAUUUCAGGUUCUAUUCCAUCCUCUUUAGGAGAACUAUCAUCGUUACAAGUUCUUGAUGUUAUCUAUAACAAAUUGAAUGGAACUGUUUCUGAGAUGCAUUUUUCCAAUCUGACAAGAUUAUUAAAAUUUAAUGCAAAUGAAAAUUCAUUAAUAUUCCAAGUCAAUCCUCAUUGGGUUCCUCCUUUUAAACUUACAAAUCUAGGAUUGAGAUCUUGUCAUUUAGGGCCUCAAUUUCCACUGUGGCUUCGUUCACAAAAGCAUUUACAAUAUCUUGACAUAUCCGAUUCAAGAAUUAAAGAUGCUAUUCCAACAUUUUUAUUCAAAAUUCCUUUCAAAUAUGUAAAUCUCUCUCACAACCAACUCUAUGGGCAGAUUCCAAAUUUAACAGAGUCAACUCAACUUGAAGUCCUUGACUUGAAUUCAAAUAAUUUAUCAGGUUCAAUGCCUCUUAUAUCCUUCCAAUUGCAUCUGCUUGAUCUUUCCAACAAUGUUUUGUCAGGACCAAUUUUCCAUUUCUUGUGUCAUAAGUUGAAUGAGUCAAAGAGCCUGGAGAUUCUCAUCCUUAAUAACAACUAUUUGUCAGAAGUUAUACCUGAUUGUUGGAUGAAUUUGAAAGUCUUAAGAGUCUUGAAUUUAGCUAACAAUAGAUUCACUGGCAAGCUUCCAGCUUCUAUUGGGAAUUUAAGUUCUCUUCAAUUAUUAAAGCUUCGCAAAAACAACUUUUCUGGAACAAUUCCCAUGUCACUCAAAAAUUGUACAGAUAUGGUGUCGCUUGAUUUGGGUGAAAAUGAGUUUGUUGGAAAUCUCAAGGCUUGGGUUGGAGAAAGAUUCUCAAAAAUGAAGAUUCUCAACCUUAGAUCAAAUAAGUUUUCUGGCCAUUUACCGAAAGAACUUUGUGAUCUCCGUUCUUUGCAAAUCUUAGACCUUGCAGAUAACAACUUCUUUGGAACCAUACCAAGAUGCAUCAAUAACUUUAGUGCCAUGAUGACAAAGAGCUCUAAUGAGGAAAGCGAUAUGAGUUAUGAAACUUUUGAGUCGACUUAUGUUUCAACAUAUCUGGAGGGUGAACUACUUGUGAACAAAGGUCACAUGGUUGAAUACAACACAAUUUUGAAGUUCGUGAGAGGUAUAGACCUUUCAAAAAAUAACUUCUUCGGACAGAUUCCUAUGGAAGUGACAAAUCUUUCAGAAUUACAGUCAUUAAACCUAUCACACAAUGGUUUUACUGGAAGAAUUCCGGAGAAAAUUGGUGCUAUGAGAUCUCUAGAGUCUAUCGAUUUCUCCAGAAAUCAACUUUCAGGUGAAAUCCCACAAAGCAUUUCAAGUUUGACAUUUUUGAGUAACUUGAACUUGUCCAACAACAACUUAACCGGAAGAAUUCCUUCAAGCACUCAAUUAAGUGGCUUUGAUGCAUCCUGUUUUACAGGAAACCAACUUUGUGGACCUCCACUUCCUAAUAAUUGCACUGUGACUAGUCCAACAAUCAACAAUCAGAACAGAGGAGAGAAAGAUGGUAAUGAAGAUGAAGUGAACUGGUUCUUUGUGAGCAUGGCACUUGGAUUUAUUGUGGGAUUCUGGAGUUUUAUAGGUUCUCUACUCGUCAGCCGAAGAUGGAGAUACUUGUAUUGCCAAUUCUUGAACAAUCUCCAAGACAAACUGGGCAGUGUUGUAAGAAAAUGUUACUAG
Messenger RNA from Pistacia vera, 2931 nucleotides. RefSeq names its product receptor-like protein EIX2. The record is from RefSeq and is a predicted model, not a curated record. Gene Ontology annotation, molecular function: protein binding. Lineage: Eukaryota; Viridiplantae; Streptophyta; Magnoliopsida; Sapindales; Anacardiaceae. The transcript has a single exon. The coding region runs from base 1 to 2931 and encodes 976 amino acids.